CUGACGUUGGACCCCUGUCGCCUUUUGUUGGGCAACGCACCCUUCUCAUCCACCACUUUUCUCUUCGUGUAUGCUGAAGCUCCGGCGGUGAACUUUGUCAUUGUCGGCUGCCACGCGAGGCCAUGGAGGCUCGAUGUGAGGCCAUCAUAACGUUGCCGCGCCACUUCGAACUGUUUGUUGUGUUCCGACAGUGUGCUGCGUGCGGGCUCUGCGAUCUCCGGACGGUGUGUGGAGCCACGUGGGAGGGUUCGGCAGUCAUCGCCCGCAGCCCGCGAAUCUGUGCGUCGAGAUGCUCGUGAUGCCGUUUGGGCUCCUGGUUUGCUGCGUAGCUUCAACGAAACGUUAUCGAUGAUGCCCUCAGUAUAACCGUUGC
Messenger RNA from Microdochium trichocladiopsis, 373 nucleotides. RefSeq lists its product as uncharacterized. Lineage: Eukaryota; Fungi; Ascomycota; Sordariomycetes; Xylariales; Microdochiaceae. The transcript has a single exon. The record is from RefSeq and is a predicted model, not a curated record. The coding region runs from base 123 to 299 and encodes 58 amino acids.